GGCCGGGACCGGCGGUGACCGGGCUUCUCGCGCUUCUCGCCCCGCUGGCGCCGUCGCUCUGUUCCCUUGCGGGAGCGGGGCCGGCGCUCGGGGGGGUGGCGUGACCCCCGCUGGGACCGAGGCGCUUCGGGAGCCCAGCGGCCCCGGCCCCGGCCCGGCAGGGAAGGCGCGGCCCGCCGGGCUGUGAUUGCCCCGUGUGGGAAGCGCCAGCAGCGUCCUGCUGCCCGCGGGGCCCGGGCCCUUCCUCCUCCUCCUCCCCCUCCGUGUCCCGAGGAAAUCCCCCGCCCGCCCCUGGCUGCCCCGGGCCCUGCCCCGCGGGUGUCGCCCCGUCCCCGGCUCUCGCCGGUUCGGUGCCUCGGUAACAGAAAGGCAGCGCCGGCGGCAAACGCCUCUCCCUUCCCCGCAGCCCUCCGCGCCCUCGGAGCAGCAGCGGGAUUUGCUCGAAGGCCGAACGCGACCGCGAAGAGGCCCCGGGGGGCUGCGCUGCCGCCGCACGGCCGGUUCGCCCCGGGCACGGCGGCUUCGUGGGGGAGUUGAGCCGGGACAGAAGCCGCCGGGCUGAGGAGGGGGGCGGGGGGGGGGAGCCCCGGCUCCUCCGUCCCGUUCCGGAGAUGGAGCCCCCCACCGCCACCCUCAUCCGAGGGGUGGGGGACGAGGUGACGGCGGUGGCCGGCGUGGCGGUGCUGGUCCUGGCGCUGGUCCUGGCCUGGCUGUCCACCUACGUGGCUGACAGCAGCAACCAGCUCUUGGGAACGAUCGUCGCGGCAGGGGACACGGCCAUCAUCCGGCUCGGCCGCGUGGAGCGGUACAUGGGGACGGCGGGGGCGGCCGAAGCCCCGGACCCCCCCAGGGUCCCCGAAAACGCAGAGGAGAAAACAGAAGAGGAAGGGGGGGCGGCGUCAGGGCCGGUGGCGGAGCAGGGGGCCGGCAGCAGCCCCCCCGACCCCGGCCUGGAGCGGCUGCUGGACAUCCGGAGCUCGCCCAAAUGGACCCCGGCCGCUGAGCCCAGCGCCCCGGGGGGGCCGCCUGCUGCGGGGGACGACGACCUGUGCUCCGGCCUCAUCAAGAUCCGGUUCAAAUUCCUCAACGACACGGAGGAGGUGGCUGUGGUGCGGCCCGAGGACACCGUGGGGGGGCUCAAGAGCAAGUGUUUCCCGGGCCAGGAGAGCCAGAUGAAAUUCAUCUAUCGCGGGCAGCUGCUGCAGGACCAGGGGCGGACGCUGCGCUCGCUCCACAUCACCGACAACUGCGUCAUCCACUGCCACCGCUCCCGGAGUGCCGCUGCCACCACGCUGCCCGACCCCGGCACCGCCCCCCCUGACAGCAGCGGCCUCCCCUUCAGUGCAGGGAACCUGAUGGUCCCCGCUGUCAUGGUGGUACUGGCGGUCGUCUGGUAUUUCCGCAUCAACUACCGGCAGCUCUUCACCGCCCCGGCCACCGUCUCCUUGAUCGGCGUCACCGUCCUGUUCAGCUUCCUGGCGUUCGGGAUGUACGGACAGUAGGGACACGACCUGUGCCACGGCCCACCCCCCCCAGCCUGGGAGCGCGGCACUCGGCCAGGCGCUGCUUUCUUCACCGUGGGGUUACGGUGACCAGAGCCAGCACGGUGGGAGCUUGGCGUGUCCUUCCCAGUCUGUGCUGGACUUUGUCCCCCCACGAAGGAGCUGUGCUCCCCCCAGCCACUGUCCUCCCCGCCCCCAGCCCCAUGCAGCGCUCUGGGGAGGAGCCGGCCCUGGGGCAGGAUCUGGGCCUGGCGGGUACGAGCCUGGGCCCUGCACCGGAACGGGCUGCGGCUUCCUGCCAGGGACUUUUGAAAGCGAAUAAAAGGUGUAACGUCA
This is a messenger RNA of Grus americana (Whooping crane), 1838 nucleotides long. It is a transcript of the gene TMUB2, whose product is annotated as transmembrane and ubiquitin like domain containing 2. The coding region runs from base 612 to 1502 and encodes 296 amino acids. NCBI's taxonomy places the organism in Eukaryota, Metazoa, Chordata, Aves, Gruiformes, Gruidae. The transcript has 2 exons. Gene Ontology annotation, molecular function: protein binding. The record is from RefSeq and is a predicted model, not a curated record.